GCCAAAUGCCAAAAAUUGAAAUCAUUGUGAUUUCUGAGUUUUAGGUUAGAGUUGCUUUUAUAUAAAUGUUUUUCUCAUGUCAUAAAUAUGGGGCAUUUACAUAAGACUAUAGGUGUUUUAAUAACAUUUUAUUGUUUGACGAUCAUUUGUGAUAGUGCAAAGAUAAACACUCCCAGAGUGUUACUCCCGUGGUUUGAAAAUUUGAAUGUUAACUUUACAUUUGAAAUUAUCGAAGGUGGCUGUUAUAGUUGGAGUUUGUCUCGAGAUGACAUCAUCGAUAUUGAGCCUUUAUAUGAUGAUACUUGGGGCCACUGUUCCCGCGCAGCACGAGUUUCUGUAUCUAAAAUAAGCGUACCACCGGGUUUGGUAAUAAUUUUAGCCGAAGAUGUAAAUACUGGCGAAAUACUUCGUGGAGAUGUGGAUAUUGAUAAAAUAGCAUCUUUAAAAAUAUUAAGUACUACAAGAGACCUUUAUUUGGAACAAGCACCAGAAGCUUUUGAAGUUGUAGCUUAUGAUGAAACUGGUAAUAAAUUUACAACAUUAGAGGGAGUGAGCUUCACUUGGACCAUUAACAAUGUUGGGAGUAUGUACGGUCAAAAUCCUUUGGUGAACCUUAUUCGAUGGAGCGAUACAGAUUAUGAAGCACCCAAAGGUGUAGAUGAGUUGGAAUAUCAUGGAUUGCAUUCUUAUUCAGUGUUGCUGUAUGGACAAGCUAUGGGCGAAGCUUUAGUGACAGUUUGCCUUGGACAUAUUUGUACUGAUUUGAACUUACGUGUUGUUGCAAGUGUUGUACUGACUCCUGCAACAGCUUUCAUUGUUCCUGGAGAUACUUUACGUUAUAGAGUUGUACGAGCUCAGGCUGGUCGCUUAACAAUGCAAGAUGUUGCUGACACACUAUACAAUAUGAAAGUUCCAGACACUUCAAUAGCUGUUCUCGAAGAUACUAUAAGCCUUGUCCGAGGUGUAGAAGUUGGAACAUCUUUAAUUCACCUCAUGUCAGGAGUUACAAAUGUUGCAACAGCCACAUUGUCAGUUGUGGAACCUUUUUCAAUCAGGGUUACCAUAAGGCCAUCCAACUUAUUGAUACAUGGAGAUGUUUUUAUAAUACAUUGCAUCGUAUUUGACGAAGAAGGUCAUGCUAUAACAGCCGGUCAAGAAAUGUUAAUUAGAUUAACAGUGGAAGGUGAUGCUAAUGUGGAUUUAUUGAGGUCAACAGAGAAUGGAACAAUCACUGAUGCUGUCGCACAAAAUGCAGGAGACUUCACGGUUACAGCUAGACUAUAUUCUAUAGCUGGAAGAACUUUAUUAAAGAAGGUCGAAGGGCAAGCUUCAGCUGUAGUUGUUGAUCCGUUAGAAAUCGUACCACCAGAACUUUUCAUAGCAUGGACAGACACAACUCAAGAUUUUCAACUACACCAUCGUGGGGGCGGUAAAGAGGACGUCACGUGGUCGGAGAGUGAAACAUCAAGCUCUGCUCUCUCGCUCGCACCCACGGGCAAGCUGACUGUUCGAGGGGUCGGACACUUAGAAGUUCGCGUACAUCUUACCAAAUAUCCGCAUAUACGAGCUACUGGCAGCGCGUGGGCGGCGGCGGCGGAGGCGGUGCGCGUGUCGAGCUCGGGCGCGGCCCGCGUGGGGCGCGCGCACGCACUGCACGUGGCGCUCACGCACACGCACCCGCACACGGGCGAGUUGCACAACUUCCACCGAUGUAACUGCGACUCCUUCGCAGUUUCCCUAUUGGAAGGUCCCGAACCCCAAAACGUAACAGCGGCGACUUGGAUUGAACCCAUAGAGGGCGCGUGCUGCGUGCUGCAGUGCGCGUGGGCGUCGCGCGGCGUGUCCACCGUGCGCGUGUCCCGCGGGCGCGCGGGCGACACGGCGCGCGUGGCGGUGCGCGCGGCGCCGGUGCUGCUGUGGCCGGGACACGUGGCCGCGCUCGUGGGCGCCACGCUGCCGGUGGUAGCGGAGGGUGAGGCGCUUUCUCCGCAGUCCAGCGACGCGCGCGUGACGUCACUGAGCGCACGCGACGAGACCAGUCCGCUGCGCUACCCCGACGCACAACUAUUCACCGUUUCAUGUCGAAGGAAAGGAGACGCCCGUCUUGAACUAGUGUCAUUCACUGAAGACGAGAAAGAGUCCGUCGAGCUGGAGGCGUCGUGUGCCCCGCACGUGUCGAGGAUCCGCCUCGAGCCGCCCGACACGCCCGGGAACUGUUCGGGGGGACCCAGAAUAUGGUUGCGACCAGGACAAGAAGUGAUAGUUAAAGUUACUCUCUUCGAUGCAAUUGGAAGGGAACUGCUAGAUGAACAAGGACCAAGUGUAUCGUGGGAGGUUCAGCCAAAUCAUGUUGGAAUAGAAUAUAGAUCUAAUGAUAGAUUGUUUGUUGAGACAAAUCCAGAAUUUGCUCCCGUACCAGUCCCUCAAAAGUAUUACCAGCUUGUAGUAGCGAGUGAACAAGCAAUAGGAUGGAGUGGAGUCCUCAAAGCUGCUAUUCCUGACGCUACGGCCACUAUUCAAGCUAAAGUCGUGGCACCAUUGAAGUGUGACCCAUUAAAAGUAAAUACGGCAUGGGAAAGUGAAUCCGUCCCCAAUAUAGCAACAAUAACAGGAGGGAGUGGGAAGUACUCAGUAGAGGUGCCUAAGGGAGUCACAGCUAGCGUAGAAGGCGGUAGACUCUCUGCAACAGUUCCAGCUCCUGGGUCUUAUGACCUCCAUGUGAUUGACUUAUGUGUGGGCGGAGAGAGGCAGCUCGUUGAGGUCAAUGUUGAAGAAGUUCUCAGCGUCGAAGUGUCAACGGCUCGGGCAGUCUGCGUCGACGGCUGUGUCCCUAUAAGUGCCCUGGUUAAAGGAAUAUCUCAUAGAUACCUGAGCACCAGCAGGGAACCGGACUGGAAGACUACCGGCCAAAUUGUCGUAAAGGAUGGAAACCUGUGCGGUUUAAACGAAGGUUCUGGUAGAGUUCGUGCAUCUUUCGGUGGCGUUUGGAGUCCUGAGGUUGAGGUGGUGGUGUUCCCGGCGCUGCGCGUGGAGCCGGCGACGGCGCGGCUGCCGGCGGGCGGGCGCGUGCAGCUGCGGCGCGUGGGCGGGCCGCCCGCGCACCUCGCCGCGCUGCACUACCGCGCCGCCAGCGGGCACGACCACUUGCAGGUUUCGCCAACAGGCUUAGCGCAAGGCUUGUCAACUGGAACGGCCCGCGUUAGAUUGGUCGCGCUGGAUAUAGCCAAUGUAGAACUUGCAAGUGCUGAGGCCGAAAUCGAGGUGGUGCCGAUCGCGAACCUGCGCGUGCGAGCGGCCACGCAGACGCUGCUGGUGGGCCGGCCGGGCCCCGUGUGGCUGACGGCGGGCGGGCUGUCGGCCGGCGCGCUGGGCUCGCUGCAGCCCGCGCCGCGCGUCACGUGGGGCCUGCGCGACCCCGCCGCGGCGCGCCUCUACACCACGCACGUGGACGAUCUGCUAGAGAGGUCGGUGGUAGAAGGUCUAUCGGUUCGCGUAGUUCCUUUAAAGCCUGGCGUCAUUACUCUUGACGUACGAGUGCGGAAUAUGGGACAGAUAGCGGAAACGAGAUCCUGGGAUAGUACAAUUGAAAUCCUUGGCGUAUCGGACAUACGCACGUCAAUCGACGGCCUCUCCCGCGAUUUUACGUCCGGUGAUAGCUUGGCUCUGGCAGUUGGCGCAAUGGUGCGCUUGAAGUCUCUACCGAGAGGCACUUGGUCCGCAUAUGAGAAUGGUGCCUUCGAAGUAAAUAAUAACGGAGAAGUGAGAGGACUAAGACCCGGGCAUGGGGUCAUUGUCGUCAAACAUAAGGAUGAGAGAAAUAACAUCGAUAGAGAAGCGGUGAUCCACGUGGAGGUGUCCAAGCCGCACUACUGCACGGCGGAGCCGGCGGGCGACGCGGACGAGGCGGGCGUGCGGCUCGUGCUGCGCAGCGCGCUCGGCCGCGAGCUGCUGGCGCCGCAGGCCGACGUGGCGCGCGCCGCGCCGCGGGCCGCGCCCCUCCGCCGCGCCGCCGACAGUGCCCUGGGUAGUGAACUGGUUAUGACCGGUUUAGACGCAGUCGGAGCAUUCAUGGUUUUCCAGAGUUCUAUAGGCGGAACUACUGUCACUGAUGAAGUUUGGGUUGUUGGUUCUGACAUAAGUGCUAACAAGGUUGUAGCUACCGGCAGCUGGGCGAUAUGUCUCGAGGGAUUGGGCUGGCGAGCGCCUCCUCAUAUAAGCUUGUACCCUGGCGCGGGUGUGACGCUGGCAGUGCUCGACGCGGACGCGCCCGCCAGGCACGCCUUGCGCCUCGACCGACCCCCCACCUCUCUCACCGUACACCAGAUCCCCAUGAAUAGGAUGGAGUUUCUACCAGGCGAGUGGCCUUCUUCAUUUGUACCCUUAACCAUCGAAGGAUCCGGUCUCACAUCAAGUCCACUUUUAUGUACCGAAGAACAAAAGUACGCACUAGAAGGCGUACAAGUUGAAUUACCCUAUUCUUGUCGUACUAAAGCACCUCUUACUGCUCAAGCAACACUGAAUAUUGCUGAUGGUCAAUUGGGGUGUUCAAUAGUGACAGCAAGUCAAGUCACGGAAGCAUCUGAGGUGGAAUUGUGUGCCGAAUGGGGAGUUGCUCGGACUUGCACUAAAGUACAGCUUCUACCCCAAAUAAAAGUAUCAGAGACAAAAGUAUCACUUCUAAACCCGCCCACUACCUUCACUGUAAACGGACAUCCACAUGCUUUGAAGCUAGUGAAAAUAAAUACAUCUCCAGGAUUGAAACUCGAAAUGAAUACAAAUGACGGCGAAAUAAACGUUUUAGUGAAAAGUGAAACAGUCACAUGUGGAAUCGGUUGGGUUAAUGUGAUAUCUAAGUUAACAUCCCAAGAGAUAAAAGUAGAUGUAGAAAGGGAAUGUGAUAUCGCUUGUGGUACAUUACUCGGGGCAUUAUUAACUCUUAUGAUGCCUUAUUUGCCUACAUUAGUCACGGUGUUGGCUAUCGCAGCCGGCUAUUUGUAUGUUCAAUCAAGGCUCAAUAAGAAAGGCAGGAUCCAAAUGCCAACAGAGCCGGCUAAGACGGUCAUACCGGAGACGUCGCCGCUGCGCAGCCGCACGUGGUCGCGCAGCCCGUACGCGGCCGGCGGGCCCGCGUCGCCCGUCUACGGCGACACCAGCGUCUUACCAGAUGCCAGUUUCUCGCCCAAUUCUACGAGGAUUCACUCGAGAUUCCUUUAGUGAUGAAUGUGCCGUGUAAAUAAUUUACUGUGACGAGAGCUAAGAUUCCAAAGAUUCGACAGUUUGGUUAAAGUUAUACGGGAAUUUAAACGAAUUACGUAUGAAGCUUGUGGCUGCGAAUCUCUUAGGAGAACAUUGUCUCAUCUAAAUGUUUUGAUUAUUUUUGUUUUUUACUGUUACUAUUGUGUGCAAAGGUUGUAAAAUUUUAACCAUAAUGAAGUUUGACAUAAAUUAUAAUGUAUGUAAAUAAUCGAUAUAGAAUAUUGGCUAUGAAUUGGAAAUUGUCAAAUAAUAAGAAAAAAUACUUUAUGCUAGUAAUCUGUUAAAAUUUUGAUAUUAAUCUGAAAUGUGCCCAAUAUUUAUUGACUAUAUAAAAAAAAAACAUAAUACAUACACAAUAGAAAUAAAAAAAACAUAUGUCCGUCCUAAAACAAUACGCAUUUGUUUUUGUGUUAAUAAUAUUAGUAUGCCUAAUUAAUUUUCAAUUUAAUUGUAUAACUAUUGUUUAGAUAUACAAUUGCUAUUUAUGUUUAAUAACCAGUUAUUAUAAUUCCAACCAUAAAAAGCAACCAAUUAAUAAUUUGUCAAUGGUCAGUGUGUAUUAAUAAAAGCAAAUAUUAUUAGCAUUUAAAUGCAGUGUUUAUGUAAUCAAAUCUAAGGGGCUGUUCGUAGUUGUGCAUAAUUAAUUUGAUGGGUUUAUACUUGAGGUCAUACAAUUGUAGUCGGAAUUGUGUUUUUUUCGUCACUGGAAACUCACGAGACGAGACUUAGUAUAUGACGAAAUGUAUGGUUAUAAUUCUUAACUUCUUAGCGAAGGAUUAAUACAUUAAACUUUAAACCAGCGGUGCAGGGAUAAAAAAAUCAGUGGUUUUUUUUUUUAUUAUACAGAAGGUAAAGGAAAUUUAAAAGUAUUUUAACAUUUUUUUGUCCAGUCAUUAACUAGUAUUUUAUUAUUUAGUUUUAAUGAAUAGUGAUAAUCAUUUUCUUUGAAAAUUGUUUUUCGUUUUAUAAUGUAAUGAUCAUUAGUGUAAUAUUCAUUAAUGUAAUGAUAGGUUCAUAGUCUAAUAAAGAAUAUCCAUAGUGACUAGAAAAACAAAUGAAAUACAAUUCUUAUGUGGUGUAAGCUAAUGAUACAAUAUAUUACCAGAUAAAAAGGAAUAUACCUAAAAAUAGUUGUGUGGCUGUGAAUCGCAUAGUAUGCGAUCUCUACUUACUUUUGGUUUUACAUAAGUACAAUUAUCCACUUUGGACGUAAAAAUAAAUAUUGAAUUUAUAACUUUCGACUGAAAUAAUGCAUUGAUUUGACAGCAAUCUCAUGGAUUCAUGGCUACUAAGUAUUUUUAGCUUUUUACUAACUUAUUAAGUUAAUUUUUAAUCUGUAACGAAUAAUAACAGACUUUAAAUGCCUGGCUGGCCAACGUGACGCUAGACAUAAUGGAUCCAUAAUAUUUCUAUUCAUUAAUAUGACCAAGACGCAUCACGAUGUAGACAAUAGUGUAUUGGUAUAUUAUGAAUUAUUACUUUGUACAAAUAUACUUAAAAAAAUGUGUCAAAUAGCCUAGAGUAAGAUUUGUGUAAAUUAUAUGCGCGCUCGAUAUAUAUUGUCGCUGAUUUGCCGCUAUUUUAAAAUUGAAGUAACAAUGUGGUUAUCGUCUGCGAAUUUGACAACAGGCUGAACAGCAGACGUGAGAUUUUUUUAAAAUUAAUAACUUCCUAAAUCAUCUUCAGAUGAAAAGCUACUAGGCGACGGUGAAUCUUUGAACAUACGAUUUAUAAGUACGGUAAAAAAAUCAAAAGCCUAUACAUGGAAAAUGAGUAGAUCCGCCACUGGUGAUAAUAUUCUAUAUAAUCUCACUGAUGCUUAACGGAUAUUAAAAUUGUGUCGAAGAUCUCAUGAGCGUAUGCAUAUUUUAAAUGGAAUAAGCAUAUUUGAAGACCUUAACAAUUUUUACUAUUGAUACUAUACGAUUUUAUUCUAAUUUUUUUUUCGUAUUGAACAAAAGAGUAAAUAAAUGUAA
Vanessa atalanta (red admiral) is the source of this 7232-nucleotide messenger RNA. RefSeq names its product nuclear pore membrane glycoprotein 210 (gene Gp210). NCBI's taxonomy places the organism in Eukaryota, Metazoa, Arthropoda, Insecta, Lepidoptera, Nymphalidae. The record is from RefSeq and is a predicted model, not a curated record. The transcript has 28 exons. Bases 88 to 5214 code for a protein of 1708 amino acids. Gene Ontology annotation, cellular component: nuclear pore.